AUGAUUCCCUCCCUGGAUCCCGAGCCGACCCCCUCGUCUAUGCCUUCUGUUGACAUCGGAGAAGGCUAUGCUCUCUUGCACAAGCGGUCCAAAUGCGAGUGGAUCCCUGUUGGUGUCCCAAAGGCCGUGCUGGACAACUGGUUGGGGUGCGACUGCGGCAGUAUCUGGAUGUGGGGGUGCGACAACAUUUGGAUCUCUCGCAAUGUCAAGAUCGCAGAGGAGGGUCGUACAUAUAUUGGAAAAGUCCAGUAUUUUGCCCAGCUCGACGUGCAGGAUGAGGUGACGGGAGAAUUGAGAUGGGAAGGGGUUGCAGUGGUCGAGCUCUACUCGGAGCCAGACCCUGACCUCCUUACUCUGUCCUCUCAUUUGUUCGCAAUGUGCAAGCAUAUGGGUCCUGAAUAUACUCAUGUCAUUAGCAUCAAGCAAAUUACCGACAUUGUCGGGAUGGUCCCACAUCGACCGACUUUGCUCUCGGGAGUGGAAGAGGAUCACUUUUUUAUGGCCGAAAAACCCGGGCUGGACGUGGCUACAUUUCUCGGACAUGAAGAUGAGGAUGAGCAGGACGAGGACGGCAUGGACUUUCCUCCAAAUGCUGUAUAG
Molecule: messenger RNA, 600 nt
Organism: Coniophora puteana RWD-64-598 SS2
Lineage: Eukaryota; Fungi; Basidiomycota; Agaricomycetes; Boletales; Coniophoraceae
Exons: 3
Coding region: 1-600 (199 amino acids)
Source: RefSeq, a predicted model, not a curated record